GCCUUGCCAGAUUGCCUUCCAAAAAUUACAAUAUUUAUUUUAUAAAAUAUCUUCCAAGUCCUUAGUAUUUUAAAUACAACGGACAUUCGUGAUUUUAAUAGAGCAUAAAUGCACAUUUAAUUUGCAUAGUAAUAAUUGGAUCGAGGAGCAAUUAAUGUAGAAUAAGAUGCAAUCAAAAAUAUGCUGUUAACGCUUUAAGAAAAGACGCAUUAUUUUAUAUAAAUAUUAGGAACAAAUUCAAUUUGUUUGCCAGUCAAACUUACAGAUUGCUAAAAGGGGAAAACAAAAAGUGGCAUGAGCCAUUCAUCAGGAUACCGGAAAUAUGAUGAUAAUGAGUGUAGUGGGCCUAGACCACCUGUACCCGGAGAAGAAAGUCGAGCUAAAAAGAUGACCGAAGGGGUGGCUGACAAUUCCCGAAACUCACCACCGUCAUAUUUGAAUUGGGCCCGAACACUUCAUCAUCUUCUGGAAGAUCGUGAUGGUGUAGAACUAUUUAAAAAAUAUGUUGAAGAAGAAGCACCUGGGUAUAAUGAUCAUUUAAAUUUUUAUUUCGCCUGUGAAGGUUUAAAACAACAAACUGAUCCAGAAAAAAUCAAACAGAUAAUAGGAGCGAUAUAUCGGUAA
Rhagoletis pomonella (apple maggot) is the source of this 624-nucleotide messenger RNA. Its product is annotated as axin-like. The coding region runs from base 295 to 624 and encodes 109 amino acids. The record is from RefSeq and is a predicted model, not a curated record. The transcript has 2 exons. NCBI's taxonomy places the organism in Eukaryota, Metazoa, Arthropoda, Insecta, Diptera, Tephritidae. Gene Ontology annotation, biological process: negative regulation of canonical Wnt signaling pathway.